CAGGCCAAGAAGAGGAACCAACAUGGCUGAGGAAAACCUGACAAAUAUUAAUACUGGAGAUAGCCAGUUAGACCAAAAAAUACAAGAAUGGAUGGCUCUAGACAAGCAUCCCAAGACCCUAGAGGAAGUGAGAAACUUGAUAAAAGAAAAGAAUUUUGAUGAACUCAAAGUCAGAAUGUUAUCGAAUUUGUCGUUUGGCACUGCAGGAUUAAGGUCAUCUAUGGGUGCAGGGUUUUCAAAGUUUAAUGACCUUACAGUAAUACAAGCCACUCAGGGAAUUGCAAAGUAUAUUUUAAAAACAUUCUCGGAUGCAAAAGAACGUGGUGUCGUAAUUGGAUUUGAUGCAAGACAUAACAGUGAAAGGCUUUCUCAGAGAGCAGCAGCUGUGUUUCUCAGUCAAGGUAUCAAGGUCUAUCUCUUCAAUAAAAUAACACCAACACCUUUUGUGCCUUUUGGUGUUACGUAUUACCGAGCUGCAUGCGGUGUGAUGAUAACAGCUUCUCAUAACCCAAAAGAUGACAAUGGUUAUAAGGUUUAUAAUGAAAAUGGUGCACAGCUCACAUCACCAUAUGAUAAAGCAGUUUCACAGUGUAUCAAAGAAAAUAGUAUUCCGUGGGAUGAAUCAUGGGAUCUGGAAUUAUCAAAAUACAAAGAGUUACUAAUCAAUCCCUAUGAUGAAGUCUUUGCUGCUUACUUUGAAGCCCUGAAGAAAUACUCUCACUUUGGGAAUCUUAAUGAACAAACCAAGAUCACAUUUACCUUCACACCAAUGCAUGGCGUUGGACAGAUUUUUGCUGUUAAAGCAUUUGAAGUCUUUAAACUACCUCCUUUUGUCUCAGUAAUAGAACAAAUGAAUCCAGACCCAGACUUUCCUACGGUUAAAUACCCAAAUCCAGAAGAAGGCAAAAGUGCUCUGGACUUGGCGAUGAAAGCUGCUGAUGCAAAUGGCAGUACAGUUAUCAUAGCAAAUGACCCGGACUCUGACAGAACAGCAAUUGCAGAAAAACAGUCCAAUGGGAAAUGGAAAGUACUUACGGGAAAUGAAACAGGAGCAUUGUUAGGCUGGUGGGCUUUCUUCUGCCAUAAAAAAGAUCAUCCACAACUUUACCCAGGAGAUAAUGUUUACAUGAUCGCAAGCACUGUAUCCUCAAAGUUUCUAGACUCCAUGGCUAAAGUUGAAGGUUUCAAAUUUGAUGAGACCUUGACAGGUUUUAAGUGGAUGGGUAAUCAGGCCCAUAGUCGCAUGCAACAGGGAAAGACAGUCCUCUUCGCCUAUGAAGAAGCUAUAGGCUUUAUGUAUGGAACUAAUGUACUUGAUAAAGAUGGUGUUAGCGCAGGAGUGGUUCUGGCUGAGAUGGCUACCUACCUUAACACUCAAGGUUUAACUCUCACCCAGCAACUAAGCAAGCUUUACGAAAGUUAUGGUGUACAUAUAAGUAUUAACUCUUAUUACCUCUGUAUGUCACCUCCCGUUAUUACUAAUAUCUUCAAUCGAAUAAGAACGCUCGAAAAUGGACAGUAUCCUUUGAGUUGUGGUGGGUUUAAGAUAUCUGGAAUACGGGAUCUCACUACUGGGUAUGAUAGCACCAAACCAGAUAAUAAAGCGGUUUUACCGACCAGCAAAUCAAGUCAAAUGAUAACAUUUUAUUUCGAAAACGGUUGCGUGGCAACGUUAAGGACAAGUGGUACCGAACCCAAGAUUAAAUACUACACAGAAAUAACUGGAAGACCCGGAGAAAAAGUCGAUAUGGAAGCAGCUACUUCAACCCUGCAGAAACUGGUGAACAGCAUUGUGAUAGAGUUUCUACAACCGGAAGUAAAUGAUCUCAUUGCUAAAUCGGAUUAAAACUCCUCAGGUGUUAAUUAUGCCAAGGCCAAAUAAAGAUUCUAGCCUAGCAACGAAUACUGAGAUAAAGUAUAGAAAGCCCAUGCUCUUAUUUGCGCUACAUCAAAAGCAAAGAUAAGUAGCAUGUAAAAAGAGAACUUUUUGUAUGAGUGGAAAACGACACUGCAAAUUCUAAGUCGUUCGAAGUGGAACCGGCGUUCCAUAUUUUACCGUAGCCAUAAAUAUGUGUUUUGAUUGUACAAAGCGCAUGAAAACAUAUCCGGAUGUUAAGCCUAAAAUUGUUCAAAUUUUGUGAAAGAAGCACCAAAUUUGUUUUAUGAUAUCCUUUUGGUAUAACUAAAAAAAUAAAAGCAAGACCCAAGCAA
This is a messenger RNA of Actinia tenebrosa (Australian red waratah sea anemone), 2211 nucleotides long. Its product is annotated as glucose 1,6-bisphosphate synthase. Gene Ontology annotation, molecular function: phosphopentomutase activity; magnesium ion binding. NCBI's taxonomy places the organism in Eukaryota, Metazoa, Cnidaria, Anthozoa, Actiniaria, Actiniidae. The record is from RefSeq and is a predicted model, not a curated record. Gene Ontology annotation, cellular component: nucleus. Gene Ontology annotation, biological process: purine ribonucleoside salvage; carbohydrate metabolic process.